This is a messenger RNA of Corylus avellana, 2123 nucleotides long. RefSeq names its product SET domain group 26 (gene ASHH1). Gene Ontology annotation, cellular component: nucleus. Gene Ontology annotation, molecular function: histone methyltransferase activity; protein binding. Lineage: Eukaryota; Viridiplantae; Streptophyta; Magnoliopsida; Fagales; Betulaceae. The record is from RefSeq and is a predicted model, not a curated record.
UAGUACUUUUCCUUUCUCUUCUUCUGGCCUCCUCCUUCCCUUCUCUCUCUCCCUCUCUCUCUCUGCACAAGCGUGCUGGGAUUCCCAUAAACCCUAGCUGAUUAUCCAAUUCCGCUUCACGAGCACAUAAUCAGUAAGGUAUCCGCGCUGCUUGGAAGGGCUUGUAGUUCUGCAUUUUCUUAACCCACCAAUGUGAUGCAUUUUGUCUAACGAUUUAUUUUGGUAUCUCAAUGGAUCAACAUACUGAAGAACUACCAGAAUACAUAGAUAUCAAUCAAAAUGAUUUCUCAUAUCGAAAGCACAAGAAGCAGAAGGAGGAGGACAUUGCUAUCUGCGAAUGCAAAUAUAAUGCCAAUGAUCCUGAUAGUGCAUGUGGGGAGAGGUGCUGGAAUGUACAUACCAGCACAGAAUGCACUCCUGGUUACUGCCCUUGUGGUGUGUUGUGCAAGAAUCAGAGAUUUCAGAAAUGUGAAUAUGCUAAAACAAAGUUGUUUCAAACUCAGGGCCGAGGGUGGGGUCUUCUAGCUGAUGAGGAUCUAAAGGUGGGACAGUUUAUUAUUGAAUACUGUGGCGAAGUAAUAUCAUGGAAAGAUGCAAAGCGAAGAUCCCAAGCUUAUGAAAUUCAGGGUCUCAGAGAUGCAUUUAUAAUUUCUCUCAAUGCUUCUGAAUCUAUUGAUGCUACUAAAAAGGGAAGCCUUGCUAGGUUUAUCAACCAUUCAUGCCAACCAAAUUGUGAGACAAGGAAAUGGACUGUAUUGGGGGAAAUAAGGGUUGGAAUAUUUGCAAAGGAAGAUAUAUCUAGAGGAACAGAAUUGGGAUAUGACUACAAUUUUGAAUGGUAUGGUGGUGCCAAGGUUCGCUGCCUGUGUGGUGCAGCAAGCUGUUGUGGAUUUCUUGGGGCAAGAUCUCGUGGUUUUCAGGAGGAUACCUAUUUGUGGGAAGAUGAUGAUGACAGAUAUUCAGUUGAGAAAAUUCCGCUCUACGAUUCUGCAGAGGACGAACCUUCCUCUAAGCUCCUCAAAAGUGUUGACUCCUCAAAUUCUGAGUAUAACAUUGAUGGAAAAAUUAAAUACUCCAUGACAAUGACUGUUGGUGUCGGAUCUGAGCACCAAUUUGAAACCAAUGCUCUUGUUGUUCAGCCACCUGAUCCAGUUCCCAUGGAGGCUGUAGUUGUCAAUGAAGUAAAAGCUGAAGCAAGUGUGGAGAUGAAACCGUAUUCACAGGAUACUCAACAGGCCUUUUCACAAAAGAAUGCAAUGAUAUCUCGCAUACGAAGUAAUAGUGCGUGCCGGAACUAUCACAUUGGACCAGGGUCCUUGACAAAGAAAAGAUCAAAACACUAUUCCAAUGGAAGGUUGAAACAACUUGCACAGGAUCAAGUUAAUGCAAAAUUUAUUGCCCUACUUUUGGUAACAAAGCAAGCCCAAGAGGAAAUCCUGAGAUGUGAGGAAAUUAAGAACAAUGCCAACUCUGUGCUUGAUUCCUUAUACAAUGAAAUACGACCUGCCAUCGAAGAACAUGAAAGGGACAGCCAAGACUGUGUAGCUACCAGUGUAGCAGAGAAGUGGAUAGAAGCCUGCUGCUCAAAAUUGAAGGCGGACUUUGAUCUUCAUUACUCAAUCAUCAAAAAUGUUGCCUGCACUCCCCGAAGGCCACACCCCGAAGCAAAACUGUCUGAAGGAGACAACGAGAGUGGAAUCAGGUACUUAGCAACAGAUUAAUGUCUGUCUAUUAGGCUUCAUGAAAACUGCCCAAGGGCUUGCCAAAUGUUGGGGUGGUUAUUAGAAGAAAACUAUUGAACUUUCAUUAAUCAUUAAUACGAAAAAGCCCAAGUUCUUUGUGUGGUCCCUGGCCGCUUAGAGCUCUAAUGCUUAGUGCAAGUAAAUUACCCCUUUGCCCUGGUCUAAAUUUUAAGUAAUUGUUUUCCUCCAUAUUGCUUCAAAUAUCUCCCGUUUCCCUUUAAAUGUAGUUUGAACAGGUCAGAACUCAAGAACCUAGACAAUGCCGUGUGGGUCCUCCCAUGGACUCUAGCUAUGUAUUUACUUGCUAUUUGGCAGCACAUGAUUGAUUGGAACAGUCAAUUAUUUAAAGCAAUCAUUGCCUUUUUCUUGGGUUUCGCUUUU